This is a messenger RNA of Eublepharis macularius, 627 nucleotides long. Its product is annotated as kunitz-type serine protease inhibitor bitisilin-3-like. Bases 1 to 627 code for a protein of 208 amino acids. Gene Ontology annotation, biological process: negative regulation of peptidase activity. Gene Ontology annotation, molecular function: serine-type endopeptidase inhibitor activity. Gene Ontology annotation, cellular component: extracellular region. NCBI's taxonomy places the organism in Eukaryota, Metazoa, Chordata, Lepidosauria, Squamata, Eublepharidae. The record is from RefSeq and is a predicted model, not a curated record. The transcript has 5 exons.
AUGAGCAUCGUGACCAGCAAACAGGGCAAUUACGGGCUGACAGCAGCCAACAAAGAUCUUAAUCCCCUUAGAGACUUCUGCUCCUACCCCUGGGACUCUGGGCCAUGCAGAGGCGUUGAGCGCCGCCUCUUCUAUAACGCGACCUCCCAGAAGUGUGAGACGUUCCGUUAUGGCGGGUGCCUGGGGAACCUAAACAGGUUUAUCACUCUGGAGGAAUGUCAGCGCAGCUGUGGGAAGAUUGAAAAACCAGGGUUUUGCCUCCCGAGCCCCAAAGGCCUCUUCGUAGAGUGUUCAACAGCUUGUGUUCAUGAUGGAAACUGUCCUGGGCCCCAGAAGUGCUGCUCCUACGGCUGUUCCCUGCGCUGCUCUGGCCCCAUUAAAGACUUGUGCCUGCUGCCUGCUGAGACUGGCCCCUGUGACAAUGUGGUCCUGCGCUGGUUCUACGACUGGCAUGCGAAGAAGUGCCAGAAAUUCACCUAUGGUGGCUGUGCAGGGAACAAGAAUAACUUCAGGACACACAAGGCAUGUCAGAGCAGGUGUGCCCAGCAAGAGAUGCCACUGGGAGUUGAACCUGGGUCCUUCUGCAUGCCCAGCCUGAGCCCCCUGCGUGAGGCCGACUUCUACUGA